AUGAUGAAGUUAUUGAUUGCUGUAUUGUCAUCAACACUGAUUGCUUGUUCAGUUACUACAGCUACUCCAGUUAAUCCCAGUAGGACUAGAAACCUCGAGUCUAGUUCCACAGCUAUUUACACUGCAACUGCUUAUCCCAGCACUUCGACAUUUACUGGUUUAGAUGUAGACACGGUUAAUUGUGGUGAUUAUUCAAGGGAAAAAAAAGAAGCAGUCAAAGAAUAUGCAGAGAAGGGACAUAGUUUCGAAGAAAUACAUAAAAAGUGCAAGUUGAUAUUAACAGAAAUUAUUGCUCAAAAAAGAGCGAUGAAAAAUCUGAAUGAAAGAAUUGAGUCAAUGUCGCCUGUAACUAUGCCAAGUGAUGGUGGCCCAGGUUAUACGGAAACUAUGUCACUCAUUCAAGAUGGGAAUGAUGCUCUUGCAAACCUUGAAAGCCAGCAGACAAUAUGCGAUGACCAAUAUUCUUCUCGGCGCGAGAGAGUGCGUUUAGCUGAAAAAAACCUUGCAAGAGAGUUUUUUGGAAUCUUACGCGUCAAAUUUGGACGGGUUAGUAAUGAGCGCAUGAUGGACCUUUUAACAAGUUCCAACUUUCUGUAUUGUUUUAAUCAAUUUUACCCUGAGAUACCGAGUUCAUCAACAGGCUCUGAGCGUGCCUCUACUAGUGGAACGCAAGGUUCACCACAACCUCAAGGUCCACCACCAUCGUAUGAAGUUGUAAUGAGGAAUCCUAAACUCUAUAAAGUGAUUCAACAGAACCCAGGUGAUCAACUUCCAUCGUAUCAAGAAGUAAUGAACGACCCUCAAAAGUUCCCCGAGGUCUUGGAAGAUCCUGAUGUUACCGAAUCGUCAUCGAUGAGUCCAUCUAUAGUUCAUCCUACUCAAACAUCUUCUAGUGUUCCAUCCAGUCAACAUACAGCUUCAUCCACUCUACGAAGAGUUGCAUCCACUCUACAGAGAGCUUCAUCCACUCUACAGAGAGCUGCAUCUAGUGUGCGAAAAGUUUCAUCCAGUCUUACAUGGAAAGUCGAUCGUUCUUGA
Molecule: messenger RNA, 1038 nt
Organism: Batrachochytrium dendrobatidis JAM81
Lineage: Eukaryota; Fungi; Chytridiomycota; Chytridiomycetes; Rhizophydiales
Exons: 1
Coding region: 1-1038 (345 amino acids)
Source: RefSeq, a predicted model, not a curated record